CACACCUGGAGCUGCUUUUCAGCUUUACACACAGCGCUGCAGAACACACCUGGAGCUGCACACACCUGGAGCCGAUUUUCAGCAUUACGGACAGUGCUUCUGCAGCUGAGGCUGAUUUUCAGCAUUACAGUGCUUCUGCUGGACCAUGUCUUAUACAGAGAUGACUACUGGCUGCCAGUGUUCUGACUACAGGUCCCAGAAGCCCAACGCCAUCCUGUUCAACAUCCUGAGCCAGACGCAGCGCCCCAGCCUGAACUACAGCUCCGCCCCCCCACACAGCUGCCACUGCCAGAUGCUGCGCACCGUGCGCCUGACCACGCCCGGCGACACCUGCCCGGUGGCCUCAGGUGUGCUGGUGAAGACCGUGCGCUUCAUGCAGAGUCUGCUGUCCUUCCGGCAGCUUCCGGCGCGAGACCAGCUGGCCCUGCUGCGCGGCUGCUGGGCGCCCGUCUUCCUCCUGGGCCUGGCACAGGAGGGCGUGGACUUCCAGGUGACGGACGCGCCGGCCGCCAGCAUGCUGAAGCGAAUCCUUCUGGAAGGGCAGGAGCCGCGAGGCCCGGAGGGGGCGGAGUCAGAGCGGGCGGAGUCGGACCGGGCGCGGCCUACGCUGGCUGCCAUGCAGAAGCUCAAGUCCUGCCUGCACAAGUUCUGGAGCCUGGAUCUCACGCCCAAGGAGUACGCCUACCUCAAAGGAGCUGUGCUCUUUGACCCCGAUGUGCCGCAGCUGAAGUCGGCAGCGUUCAUCGAAGGUCUGCAGAGGGAGGCUGAGCGCGCGCUGCGGGAGGUUCUAACACCUCUUCACCCGCAGGACAAAGGCCGCUUCUCUCGCAUCCUCCUCACCGCGUCGACACUCAAGUCCAUAAACCCGAACUUCGUCAUCGAACUCUUCUUCAGGCCGGUCAUCGGGCCGGCGGACCUGUUUGAGCUUUUGGUCGAGAUGCUUUUCAGCUGUUAAGACAUUAGCGUGACAUUCGCGUGACUGUUUUCAAGACUUGCGCACACCAGGCGCGUAAAUGGCCCACACUCUGGAGCGCAAAGGGGGAGACGCAGCCGAACCUGCACAGUCCCGGGUGUUGGGGAAUUGGGCGGUCGCAGCCGAACUGGGAAAGGGGCGGCAGAGAAGGUGUUUGGGGGAAAAACAAAGAAGCACGUUUCGCUAAAAUGUGUUUCCGCUUUGUGUACAAGUUCUACUCGAGUAGAAUGCAUUCUCACUGACGUUCCUAUUGAAUUGUUUAAUAUAGCCUACUUCGUUUACAUUCAUUUGUUGCACAUCAUAGGCUAAUUUAUGCAGAUACAUACGGAACAAUUUUUAAUGUUAGGAGAAAAAAUGAGAUUUGUUUUGGUCUGUGUACACCGAUGUAGCCUAUGUCAUUUUCGUAUAUGUGUUGGUCACAACAUGGAUUGAAGCACUGUUUUCUGUAUAGAACCCAAGUCUGCAGUGCUUGUGUGCGUGUGUGUGUGUGUGUGGGGGGGUUGAGAAAGAGAGAAAAACUGGCUGUUGUUUUACUGUGUUUUAUAGGCAGUUUAUAUAAAGGAUGACUUAAAUACUACAAUAAAAAACAGUUGUUUUUUUUCUUGCGCUGCGAAUACAUACAAGUGUUAGUCAGCAGAAACUUUUUUCCCAGAAGUGCCGGAAACUGAUUUAAAUUCCAUACAGACCAAGUGCAUUUCAUUUGUAUUUGCUUUUAAUAAUGAAGGUUUCAACAAACAAUUGUAUAACGAAUAAUUUAUAAUUUAGGUUAUUCAUUUGUUUAUAAAUGAAUAAUGUAAAGAUCGUCUGGUGACAUCGAAACGUCCGUUUCCUGAUUUUUCUGUGGAUUAAAGCCUGAACGUAAGAACAA
Molecule: messenger RNA, 1841 nt
Organism: Anguilla rostrata (American eel)
Lineage: Eukaryota; Metazoa; Chordata; Actinopteri; Anguilliformes; Anguillidae
Gene: nr0b2a
Product: nuclear receptor subfamily 0, group B, member 2a
Exons: 2
Coding region: 146-955 (269 amino acids)
Biological process (GO): circadian rhythm; negative regulation of transcription by RNA polymerase II
Cellular component (GO): cytoplasm; nucleus
Molecular function (GO): transcription factor binding; transcription corepressor activity
Source: RefSeq, a predicted model, not a curated record